GCUGAGGCGGCGCGGCCCUCCGUGCUGGGAAAGCGGCGUCUGCGCUUCUUCUGGUCGUGAUGUCAUUAGCGAAAUUGUGAUUGUGUUAAGUUCUCGGAGGGACCGGUGGCCGGCCGGGCGGGACUGGAGUAGUCUUUAAUUAAGCCCUAGUUACUCACAAUAAGAGCCGGGAGUAAAAGCCCUAGGUAAAGGGGAGGAGCGUCUCGGAGUACCCCCAUCCCCACCCACCUCCAGGGGCAAAGGCUUCUCUCCAGCUUCAGCCCGGACCGAGAUCAGAGGCAGAGGCACGGUCCUGCCUCUUGCCGGGACGCCCAGACCUGAGGAACCUCGGCUCCGGGGUUAUUGGGCAAUAGACUUGCACCACAGAGGCGGCCCCCGCCCCCGUCCCUGCACUCCGGCGGAGCGCCCGCGCUCGCCCCCCCAUGGUAAAGGCCAGGGCGGCCAGAUCGCAGUGGCCUCCGAGGCGCCCCCGCCAGAACCCUCCCAGGCAUCCUCCGCAGCCCUCGGGGCUCCUGUCCCAGGAAAAUGGCAAUGGAAUGGGCCACGGCUCCUUUAAGGGUUCUCUUCCUCCUCCCUCCUUCCACAACUCCCCCAUCCCCCCUGGCCCACGUGACCCGGGCGGCCGCGCGCCUCCUGGGCCCCCCGCGCGAGCGGCUAUGGCGGCGGCGGCGGGAGCUGCAGCGGCGGCGGCCGCCGAGGGGGAGGCCCCUGGUGAGAUGGGGGGGGCGCUGCUGCUGGAGAAAGAACCUCGGGGAACUGCAGAAAGAGGUCUCAGCUCCUCAGGAGAUAAGUCUCCUGGAGAGGAGACCCCACCCCAGGACCAUCCAGAGUCUGUGGAACCCACUGGCCCCUCAUCUCCUGCCUCAGUCACAGUGACUGUAGGGGAUGAGGGUGCUGACACCCCAGUGGGGUCCACACCCCUCAUUGGUGAUGAGCCAGAGAGUCCAGAGGGAGAUGAGGGCAUCCACAGUGGUAGGAUGUUGUUAGGCCAUGCCACUAAGUCCUUUCCCUCGUCCCCCAGCAAAGGGGGCAGCGCCUGCCCAAGCCGGGCGAAGAUUACCAUGACAGGGGCCGGGAAAUCACCUCCCUCAGUCCAGAGUUUAGCCAUGCGGCUGUUGAGCAUGCCUGGGGCACAAGGGGCUGGAGCUGGGCCUGAGCCUGCCCCUACCCCCACCCCUACCCCAACCCCUACCAGCCCUGAAGGGAAGCCCAAGGUCCACCGAGCUCGAAAAACCAUGUCCAAACCAGGGAAUGGACAGCCUCCAGUUCCUGAGAAACGCCCCCCUGAAGUUCAGCAUUUUCGAAUGAGUGAUGAUCUUCACUCAGUUGGGGAUAUGGGAACAGACAUUGCCAAAAGGAGGAAGCUGGACUUGGGAAGUGGAGGCCCCCACAAGAGAGGACCCCAUGGCUUGUUGGAAGAGCUGGGGCCUGCUGGGGGGUCUGAGGACAUGGCCCUGGAGAAGGAAAACCAGGAGGCCAUGGAAGACUGGGAUACAGAUGUAGGAGAAGGCUUCAGUUUGUACUAUGACUCAUACUCUGUGGAUGAGCGAAUUGACUCAGACAGUAAGUCUGAGGCAGAGGUCUUGGCUGAGCAGUUGAGUGAAGAAGAAGAGGAGGAGGAGGAGGAAGAAGAAGAAGAGGAGGAGGAGGAAGAGGAGGAGGAAGAAGAGGAGGAGGAGGAAGAGGAGGAGGAAGAAGAUGAGGAGUCUGGCAAUCAGUCCGAUAGGGUUCCGAUUCUUCCCCCUCCCCCUCAUCAGAGUGGUUCUAGUGGUCGACGAAAAGCCAAGAAAAAAUGGCGGAAGGACAGUCCUUGGGUGAAGCCCACCAGAAAACGUCGAAAGCGGGAAACACCACGUGCCAAGGAGCAGCGGGGGGUGAAUGGUGUUGGUCCCUCUGGCCCCAGUGAGUAUAUAGAGGUGCCUCUGGGGUCUCUGGAGCUACCCAGCGAGGGGAACCUUUCUCCCAACCAUGCUGGGGUGUCAAAUGACACAUCAUCCCUGGAGACGGAGCGGGGGUUUGAGGAGUUACCCCUGUGCAGCUGCCGCAUGGAGGCUCCAAAGAUUGACCGGAUCAGCGAGAGGGCUGGGCACAAGUGCAUGGCCACAGAGAGCGUGGAUGGAGAGCUGUCGGGCUGUAGUGCAGGAAUCCAAAAGCGGGAAACAAUGAGGCCUUCGAGCAGAGUAGCUCUGAUGGUCCUCUGCGAGACACAUCGAGCCCGGAUGGUCAAGCAUCACUGCUGCCCAGGCUGUGGCUAUUUUUGUACAGCGGGCACAUUCUUGGAGUGUCACCCUGAUUUCCGAGUGGCCCAUCGAUUCCACAAAGCCUGCGUGUCCCAGCUGAAUGGGAUGGUUUUCUGCCCCCACUGUGGGGAGGACGCUUCUGAGGCCCAGGAGGUGACAAUUGCCCGGAGUGAUGGGGUGGCCCCACCUCCUGGCACUGCUGCUCCUGUCCCCCCACCCCCUGCCCAGGAUGCCCCUGGACGGGCCGACACUUCCCAGCCCAGCGCCAGGAUGCGAGGUCAUGGAGAACCAAGACGCCCCCUCUGCGACCCACUGGCUGAUACCAUCGACAGCUCAGGCCCUUCCCUGGCAUUGCCCAAUGGCAAUAUCCUCUCAGCUGUAGGUCUAGGGGCUGGCCCAGGCAGAGAAGCCCUGGAAAAGGCACUAGUCAUCCAGGAGUCCGAGCGAAGGAAGAAGCUUCGCUUUCAUCCCCGGCAGUUGUACCUGUCUGUGAAGCAGGGGGAGCUGCAAAAGGUCGUCCUAAUGCUCUUGGACAACCUGGACCCCAACUUCCAAAGUGACCAGCAGAGCAAGCGCACACCCCUGCAUGCAGCCGCACAAAAGGGCUCUGUUGAGAUCUGCCAUGUGCUCCUGCAGGCUGGAGCAAAUAUCAAUGCUGUGGAUAAGCUGCAACGGACCCCUCUGAUGGAGGCUGUGGCCAACAACCACGUGGAAGCCGCUCGAUACAUGGUACAGCGAGGAGGCUGUGUCUAUAGCAAGGAGGAAGAUGGUUCUACUUGUCUUCACCACGCAGCUAAGAUUGGCAACCUGGAGAUGGUCAGCCUGCUGCUCAGCACUGGCCAGGUGGAUGUAAAUGCUCAGGAUAAUGGGGGCUGGACACCCAUUAUUUGGGCAGCUGAACAUAAACAUAUUGAAGUUAUUCGGAUGCUGUUGACCCGAGGAGCAGAUGUUACCCUCACUGACAAUGAAGAGAACAUCUGUUUGCACUGGGCAUCCUUCACAGGCAGUGCUGCUAUUGCCGAGGUCCUACUGAAUGCCCGCUGUGACCUCCAUGCAGUCAACUAUCAUGGCGACACACCCUUACAUAUCGCUGCUCGAGAGAGUUACCACGACUGUGUGCUGCUUUUCCUGUCCCGGGGUGCAGAUCCAGAGUUACGGAACAAAGAAGGAGAUACGGCAUGGGACCUGACCCCUGAGCGCUCAGAUGUCUGGGUGGCCCUGCAGCUCAACCGAAAGCUUCGCCUUGGUGUGGGUAACCGAGUACUGCGGACAGAAAAGAUCAUUUGCAGAGACGUAGCUCGAGGUUAUGAGAACGUGCCAAUCCCCUGUGUCAAUGGAGUGGAUGGGGAGCCGUGCCCAGAAGAUUACAAAUACAUUUCUGAGAACUGUGAAACUUCAACUAUGAAUAUUGACCGAAACAUCACACACCUGCAGCACUGCACCUGCGUGGAUGACUGCUCGAGUUCCAACUGUCUCUGUGGCCAGCUCAGUAUACGGUGUUGGUACGACAAGGAUGGACGUCUGCUUCAGGAGUUUAAUAAGAUUGAGCCCCCCCUGAUCUUUGAAUGUAACCAGGCCUGCGCCUGCUGGAGAAGCUGCAAGAAUCGAGUGGUACAGAGUGGUAUCAAGGUUCGGCUACAGCUCUACCGUACCGCCAAGAUGGGUUGGGGUGUCCGUGCAUUGCAGACCAUUCCCCAGGGUACCUUCAUCUGCGAGUAUGUUGGGGAACUGAUCUCAGAUGCUGAGGCAGAUGUUCGAGAAGAUGAUUCUUACCUCUUUGACCUGGACAACAAAGAUGGAGAGGUGUACUGCAUUGAUGCCCGAUACUAUGGCAACAUCAGCCGUUUUAUCAAUCAUUUGUGUGACCCUAACAUCAUCCCAGUUCGAGUCUUCAUGCUGCACCAAGACCUCAGGUUCCCCCGAAUUGCCUUCUUCAGUUCUCGAGACAUCCGGACGGGCGAGGAGCUAGGGUUUGACUAUGGUGACCGCUUCUGGGACAUUAAGAGCAAGUAUUUCACCUGUCAGUGUGGCUCUGAAAAAUGCAAGCACUCAGCAGAGGCCAUUGCCCUGGAGCAGAGCCGCCUGGCCCGUCUGGAUCCCCACCCAGAACUGAUUGCUGACCUUGGGUCCUUGCCCUCCCUCAGUUCCUGACCCCAGAUCCAGUGACUUCUGGGGGGCUUCCUCACAGAGUUUCUUCUCCUGGGAAUUGUUCUCACCUCUCAGAACUAGCUGCCUUUUUCCUGCCCACACACUGUCCCAAGCCAUUCCUGUUCAUUUGUAUCACCUGUUUUGAAACUGGGAUACUCUUCCCCAUCAGCAAGGAAUGAUGGUGUCCUGUUCUGCCAUAAUGAUUGAUUCCCAGACCCAGUUCCCCACUUUGAGACAAAAGUGACCUCCUUUGUAUUCCCCACUACCUAUCAGAGAGAGACAGACAGACACACACACACACCCGCAAUUGGAUUAAAGAAAGGGCAUCUUUGGGGAUCUGAGCACCCAACUGGGGUGUGUCUGCAGCAGCAGCCUCACCUCCCCAGAAAGUCAAGGGCAAUCUGUGCUCUCCCACCCUGAACAUUGCUUCCUCCCCCAUAUCACUUGACCGUCAUCACCCCACUCCCUGACAAUUUUUUUUUUCUCAAUAAAUGUUUUGGUUUCGUUAUAA
Phascolarctos cinereus (koala) is the source of this 4899-nucleotide messenger RNA. It is a transcript of the gene EHMT2, whose product is annotated as euchromatic histone lysine methyltransferase 2. The record is from RefSeq and is a predicted model, not a curated record. Gene Ontology annotation, biological process: peptidyl-lysine dimethylation; negative regulation of transcription by RNA polymerase II. Lineage: Eukaryota; Metazoa; Chordata; Mammalia; Diprotodontia; Phascolarctidae. Gene Ontology annotation, cellular component: chromatin; nucleus. Gene Ontology annotation, molecular function: p53 binding; zinc ion binding; histone H3K9 methyltransferase activity.